Linderina pennispora is the source of this 990-nucleotide messenger RNA. Its product is annotated as tetrapyrrole biosynthesis, porphobilinogen synthase. The transcript has a single exon. The record is from RefSeq and is a predicted model, not a curated record. Gene Ontology annotation, molecular function: zinc ion binding; porphobilinogen synthase activity. The coding region runs from base 1 to 990 and encodes 329 amino acids. Gene Ontology annotation, biological process: heme biosynthetic process. Gene Ontology annotation, cellular component: cytosol. NCBI's taxonomy places the organism in Eukaryota, Fungi, Kickxellomycota, Kickxellomycetes, Kickxellales, Kickxellaceae.
AUGGUCCAAAUCGACUCGCUUCUGCACGCUGGCUACCACAACCCGACCACCCGCCCCUGGCAGGUUGAGCGCACCCUGACCAAGGGCUCGCUGAUGUACCCCAUCUUCAUCACCGACGAGGCCGAUGCCAAGAUUGCGAUCCCGUCGAUGCCCAACCAGUUCCGGCUGGGAGUCAACCGCAUUGAGGAGGUCAUCGGCCCGCUGGUGGCCAAGGGCCUGAAGUCGGUCAUGCUGUUUGGCGUGCCCAGCGACUCGGUCAAGGACGCAUUCGGCACUGCCGCCGACGACCCCAGCGGACCUGUUGUGCUGGCUAUCAAGGAGCUGAAGCGGCUGUACCCGGCCCUGCUUGUGUCGUGCGAUGUCUGCCUGUGCGAGUACACGUCCCACGGGCACUGCGGGCACCUGAACCCUGACAACACGAUCAACAACACCGCCAGCGUCAAGCGUCUGGCUGAGGUCGCCGUCAACUACGCCAAGGCCGGCGCCGAUAACGUCGCGCCCUCCGACAUGAUGGACGGCCGCAUCCGCGCCAUCAAGCAGGGCCUGCACGACGCCGGGCUGAGCCACCGCGUGUCGCUGAUGGCCUACAGCGCCAAGUUUGCGUCGGCCCUCUAUGGUCCGUUCCGCGACGCGGCGUGCUCUGGCGCCCAGUUUGGUGACCGCUCGGCGUACCAGCUGCCGCCGGGCGCGCGUGGCCUGGGCCGCCGUGCCAUCCAGCGCGAUGUGAACGAGGGAGCUGACAUGAUCAUGGUCAAGCCGGCCAUGUUCUACCUGGACAUCAUCCGCGAUGCCAAGGAGCUGGCGCCCGAUCACCCGAUCGCUGCGUACCAGGUGUCGGGCGAGUACGCCAUGAUCCACCACUCGGCCAACGCUGGCGUGUUUGAUUUCAAGACCGCCGUGCUCGAGAGCAUGACCAGCCUGCAGCGCGCCGGGUGCAACCUCAUCGUUACCUACUUUACUCCGGAGCUGCUCGACUGGCUGGAGCAGUAG